This is a messenger RNA of Gekko japonicus, 6529 nucleotides long. It is a transcript of the gene ROCK1, whose product is annotated as Rho associated coiled-coil containing protein kinase 1. The transcript has 34 exons. Gene Ontology annotation, cellular component: cytoplasm; cytoskeleton. The coding region runs from base 1040 to 5170 and encodes 1376 amino acids. Gene Ontology annotation, molecular function: small GTPase binding; ATP binding; Rho-dependent protein serine/threonine kinase activity. NCBI's taxonomy places the organism in Eukaryota, Metazoa, Chordata, Lepidosauria, Squamata, Gekkonidae. The record is from RefSeq and is a predicted model, not a curated record. Gene Ontology annotation, biological process: embryonic morphogenesis; mitotic cytokinesis; cortical actin cytoskeleton organization.
GUUUGAACAGGAAGGCGGACAUAUUUGUGUGACUCUGCCCUCCUCGAUGAGUUGCUGAGGCAGCGGUGGCCGCCCUGGGGCCUCAUUCUCUUCUCUUCGUUCGGUUUCCUCGCACUGGGGAGGAGCGGCCCUUUCUCUUCCGUGGCGGAACAGGGCAGGGUCGUCGAGUGGAGCCCAGCCCAGGCAGCUGUGUGCUUAAACCCCCCCAGAUUUGAAGCCUGGUGAAGUGGACGAUUCGCAGCUUCAGUCAGGAAAGGAGGGGGGGGGGAGGGAGGAAAGGACGGAGCCGAGCGGCGGAGAGCGCCCGCGAGGACCGGGGUAGAGAGGCGACGAGGGGGAAAGGGGCGCGCGGAGGAAGGAAGAUGCUUCAGCCGUGGCGCGGCCGUUGGUGAAGCCGCGCGUGUCCGGAGGGCAAGGCGGCGGCUCCUUCCCCCUCGAGAAGCGGGGCCGGGGCGGCCUGUGCAGCAGCUGGCAUCUUCCCGCUUAGCCCCGCUGCGGCUCGGGCAGGGAGCGAAGCAGUGCCCUUUCUCGGGCCUGGGUCUCUAUGGAGGGAGCAGCCCGGUGACGCUCUGAGGUUUCCUGUUUUCAUGGUAGGCCCCUCUCGCUCGGCUUUCCUUCCUUCGCUGCAAAGAAGCUGCUGCUGGGGAGGUGGCACCGGAGGAGGAGCGGCGGCGGCGGCGGCGGCAGGAGGAACCGCUACGCUGGCUGCCAGGGCGGCUGCCUGGAUGGGAAUAUGCGGCUGCAGAGACAUCGGGGCCCAAGCUGGAGAAAAGAAAAGACUGGCAAGGCUGUGACGGGAGCCUAGGAGUUAAGGGGCAGCUGGUGAAGACUGUUCCCUGGAGAGGGAAUAGGGCCGCUGUUCCCACUUUCGGCUCUGAUUCUCUGUUUUGUGUGAUGAUGUGCGGCGGGGGGAGCAUGAGGGACAACUGCUCUGCAUCCCCAUCUCCGCUCUGAUAAGGUGGGCUACACAAGCCGGCUCAGGGGGAGCCCCUGUUCGUUUUUGCUUUUCUGUCGAGUGAGGCGACCACCGUUCGGCACCAUGUCGAUAGGAGAAAGCUUUGAAUCUCGAUUUGAGAAAAUCGGUAUGAUGUUAAGGGACCCCAAGUCUGAAGUGAACGCCGAUUGCUUAUUGGAUGGAUUAGAUGCACUGGUGUAUGACUUGGAUUUUCCUGCUUUAAGGAAAAAUAAAAACAUAGACACCUUUUUAAACAAAUAUAAAGACACAAUAAACAAAAUCAGAGAUCUCCGUAUGAAAGCUGAAGAUUAUGAAGUAGUGAAAGUGAUUGGCAGAGGUGCAUUUGGGGAAGUUCAGUUGGUAAGGCACAAGUCAUCAAGAAAGGUCUAUGCCAUGAAGCUUCUGAGCAAGUUUGAGAUGAUAAAAAGAUCAGAUUCUGCAUUCUUUUGGGAGGAGAGAGACAUCAUGGCAUUUGCAAAUAGCCCUUGGGUUGUGCAGCUGUUUUAUGCGUUCCAAGAUGACCGUUACCUUUAUAUGGUGAUGGAAUACAUGCCUGGUGGGGACCUGGUGAAUUUAAUGAGCAACUAUGAUGUUCCUGAGAAAUGGGCACGAUUUUAUACUGCAGAGGUUGUUCUUGCAUUAGAUGCAAUUCACUCCAUGGGCUUUAUUCACAGAGAUGUAAAACCUGAUAAUAUGCUGCUUGAUAAAUCUGGUCAUUUAAAACUAGCAGAUUUUGGUACCUGUAUGAAGAUGAAUAAGGAAGGUAUGGUACGAUGUGAUACAGCUGUUGGAACUCCAGACUAUAUAUCUCCAGAAGUAUUAAAAUCUCAAGGUGGUGAUGGUUACUAUGGGCGGGAAUGUGACUGGUGGUCAGUUGGCGUCUUUUUGUAUGAAAUGCUUGUUGGGGAUACACCUUUUUAUGCUGAUUCAUUGGUUGGAACAUACAGUAAAAUUAUGAACCAUAAGAAUUCUCUGAGCUUCCCCGAAGAUAAUGAUAUCUCAAAAGAUGCAAAAAAUCUUAUUUGUGCCUUCUUAACUGACAGGGAAGUCAGAUUAGGCCGAAAUGGUGUAGAAGAAAUCAAGCGGCAUCUGUUCUUCAAAAAUGACCAGUGGGCUUGGGAAAAUCUGAGAGACACUGUAGCACCAGUUGUGCCUGAUUUAAGUAGCGACAUUGACACUAGUAACUUUGAUGAUCUGGAGGAAGAUAAAGGAGAAGAAGAAACGUUCCCUAUACCAAAAGCAUUUGUUGGCAACCAGCUGCCUUUUGUAGGAUUUACUUACUACAGUAACCAUCAGUAUUUGUCCAGUUCUACGGCAAACUCUAAUGACAACAGAGCAAGCACCAAUGUAGAUAAAAGUCUGCUGGAAUCUCUCCAAAAAACCAUCUAUCAGCUUGAAGAACAGUUACAAAAUGAAAUGCAGUUGAAAGAUGAAAUGGAACAAAAAUUCAGAACGUCAAAUAUUAAACUAGACAAGAUAAUGAAGGAAUUAGAUGAAGAGGUGAAUCAGAGAAAGAACUUGGAAUCUACUGUUACUCAGGUUGAAAAGGAAAAUAUGCUGCUGCAACACAGAAUAAAUGAAUAUCAGAGAAAGUCAGAACAAGAGAGUGAAAAACGUCGGAAUGUAGAAAAUGAAGUAUCAACAUUAAAAGAACAGUUGGAAGACUUAAGAAAAAUUAGUCAGCAUUCACAUAUUACAAAUGAAAAAAUAACGCAAUUGCAAAAGCAACUAGAAGAAGCCAAUGAUUUAUUAAGAACAGAAUCUGAUACUGCAGCAAGAUUGAGAAAGAGUCAUACAGAAAUGAGCAAGUCAGUGAGCCAGUUUGAAGCCCUAAACAGGGAACUGCAAGAGAGAUACAGAGUUCUAGAGACCACAAAGUUACAAGUGGAGAAGGAUUAUUACCAACUGCAGGCAGCCCUGGAAGUAGAACGGAGGGAUAGGACUCACGGAUCAGAAAUUAUUGGAGAGCUACAAGCUCGGAUUACAUCUUUACAAGAAGAAAUCAAAGGUGUAAAAAACAAUCUUGAAAAAGUGGAAGAAGAAAGGAAACAAGCACAGGACAUGCUUAAUAAUUCUGAAAAGGAAAAGAAUAAUUUAGAAAUUGAUCUAAACUACAAACUCAAAAUGUUGCAACAGCGUUUAGAUCAAGAAAUAAAUGAGCAUAACAUAGAUAAAGCUCGGCUGACUGACAAACAUCAGUCAAUAGAAGAGGCCAAGUCAGUUGCAAUGUGUGAAAUAGAAAAAAAGGUAAAAGACGAAAGAGCAGCAAGAGAGAGAGCAGAAAAUCGAAUUGUUCAAAUUGAAAAACAGUGUUCCAUGCUUGACUUUGAUCUGAAACAAUCUCACCAGAAGUUGGAACACCUUUGUGAGCAAAAAGAAAGGCUAGAAGAUGAGGUUAAAAAUCUUUCACUUCAGCUUGAAAAUGAAAUAAAUAAGAGAGUGAUGACACAGAAUGAACUGAAGAUGCAUGCUAUAGAAGCAGACAACUUGAAAGGUUCUGAGAAGCAGCUAAAACAGGAGAUCAACACAUUGUUAGAAGCAAAGAGAUUAGCUGAAUUUGAGUUGGCUCAGCUGGCUAAGCAAUAUAGGGGGAAUGAAGGUCAGAUGCGUGAACUACAAGAUCAACUAGAAGCUGAGCAGUAUUUUUCUACACUUUACAAAACUCAGGUUAAAGAACUUAAAGAAGAAAUUGAGGAAAGGAAUAAAGAAACUCAGAAAAAAAUACAGGAAUUACAAAAUGAAAAAGAAACGCUUGCUGCCCAGCUGGAUCUGGCUGAAACAAAAGCUGAGUCUGAGCAAUUGGCCCGAGCUCUCCUUGAAGAACAAUGUUUUGAACUUACUCAGGAGAGCAAGAAAGCAGCAUCACGAAACAGACAAGAAAUUACAGAUAGAGACAAUAUUGUAAGCCGGCUUGAAGAAACAAACAAUGCACUGACUAAAGAUGUUGCAUUCCUAACCAAAGAAAAUGCUGAACUCAAAGAAAAGAUUAAGAAAGUAGAAGAAGACUAUAAACUAAAGAAAGAGGAGGAAGUCAACAGCAUUAAAAUGCAGUAUGAAAAGAACCUGAACACUGAAAGGACCCUUAAAACUCAGGCUGUCAACAAGCUAGCAGAGAUAAUGAAUCGGAAGGAUUUUAAACUGGACAGAAAGAAAGUAAACAUGCAGGAUUUCAAGAAAAAAGAGAAAGAAAACAGAAAGUUACAGUUGGAACUUAACCAAGAAAAGGAGAAAUUUAAUCAAAUGGUGAUAAAAUACCAGAAGGAGCUUAAUGAAAUGCAAGCGCAACUUGUAGAAGAGUCUACAUAUAGGAAUGAACUUCAAAUGCAGCUGGAUAGUAAGGAGAGUGACAUAGAACAACUGCGUAGCAAAAUUUCAGACCUACAACAAGGCAUGGAGUCUACUAGCGUGGCCAGCCUGCAACCAGAUGAAACUGAUGGUAAUGUUCUGGAAUCAAGAAUGGAGGGUUGGCUUUCCAUACCAAAUAAAGGAAAUAUAAAACGUCAUGGAUGGAAGAAACAGUAUGUUGUGAUAAGCAGCAGAAAGAUUUUGUUCUAUAAUGAUGAACAGGACAAAGAACAAUCUAAUCCAUCCAUGGUAUUAGAUAUAGAUAAAUUAUUUCAUGUUCGACCAGUAACACAGGGAGAUGUAUACAGAGCAGAAACUGAGGAAAUUCCCAAAAUAUUUCAGAUUCUGUAUGCCAAUGAGGGAGAAUGCAGAAAAGAAUUAGAAGUAGAACCAGUGCAGCCAGCAGAGAAAACAAAUUUUCUUAAUCAUAAAGGUCACGAGUUUAUCCCUACACUAUACCACUUUCCAGCCAACUGUGAGGCAUGUGCCAAACCCCUCUGGCAUGUAUUUAAGCCACCCCCUGCAGUGGAAUGUCGACGAUGCCAUGUUAAGUGCCAUAAAGACCACUUGGAUAAAAAGGAAGAAUUAAUUGCACCAUGUAAAGUGAGUUAUGAUGUAACUUCAGCAAGAGAUAUGUUAUUGUUGGCAUCAUGUCAAGAAGAACAAAAGAAAUGGGUUUCUCAUUUAGUAAAGAAGAUCCCCAAGACACCACCAUCGAGUUUCAUUCGUGCUUCUCCCAGAACUCUUUCUACAAGGUCCUCAGCCAAUCAGUCAUUCAGAAAAGUUAAGAAUGCUUCUGGAAAAGCUAGGUCAAAGGAAUAUGGAUCUAUGGGGGACAUUACCCAUUCAGAAAACUCCAGUUAUUGCUAACAGUGUGUGCAGUGCUCCAUGGAAUCUGGCAGGAUGCAGUCUGAGAAAGCUGGACUUUUUUCAUCAUUCUGAGCAAUGCAGACUGGUUGUUCCUUCCACCCCAUCACAGACAUCAGGGCUAAGACUGCUAUUACUCUCUCUCCUCCUUGCUUUGGCACAAAAAGCAUGCUGAGGGUGUCUUAUUGCGGGUUUGCCUUAAGGUAGAUUAGAUUAAUUAUUACUGUGUAAUGCAAAUAAAAGCAAAUAAAGCUUAGCUAGGAAUAAGGUUAAAGUGCUGCCUUUUUGGAUUCUAAAAAAAAUGCCCGUCAAUCAUGAUGGAACACAGUGAGCUUUUCUCAUGUUGAUGAGAAUGAAGAGUCGUUUACCCUGUGGGAGGGGUAUUUUAAUCAAGUUGAGUACACAGAAUUGAGUAGAUGGAGAAGGUUUCUCAGUCUGUUUUUUUUGUAGAAGACUUAAAGUUGUGCUGAAGAAAACAACAUUUGCUUGAAAAUGAAGUCGUAUAUAAUCACUUGAACUUCAGUGCCUUUUCUGCAAUGUUAUUAAUGCUAAUCCUUGAUUAUGAAACAGCUCAAAGCGUUAAAUAUUUUGUGUACUGCUUUACAGAUUACUGAUUCUGCAUAUUUGUAAAGGGGGAGAAAAUGAGUAAUUACAUAUCUAUGCAUUUUUGCCAAGCCAUACAGAAUUUUACUUCUAUAAGCAUUAUAAACUAACUGUUAAACAACCAUGUUUUGAAGCAUAUUUUGGUACCUGAUGUUUCUAUAAUUUGUAUUACAUAUUGCAUUAACCAUUUGAAGUGCAGAUUAGAGUCACACACACACUAUAUGCACUGUUUGAAAUGUAAAUUAUUGUUAGACUUUUAAUUGAUGUUCUUUUAGUGCCUUAAUCUGAGGAUUUUUACUGCCAUGUCAGUAAGUGUAGAGAUCUCAAACACCUAUUAUGUGUGUCAAUGGUUUUAUUGAUUAAAAUAUUGUAGAAUGUAGUUCCAUGUUUUCAGAAGAGUACAAUUUUAAAUAAAAACGCCUGUUACCAAGAGAGAUUUUUAAUCCUAAUAUGAAAGGUAGUAAAGGCUUCUACCUUGAAAACAAACAAAACACCUAUGACACUUUAAAAAUAUAGAUAAUACAGGAAUUGAAGCUCUUGCUUUGUAGCAGGAAUAUUGUUGUGGUAUGAACAGUAUGGUUUAUUUUAUUUUUUAACCAAAUACCUCUUCAGUAAUUUAUAAUGGCUUUGCAGUUGUGUAUUAAACACGAAGCACUGGAAAACUGAUUCGUCUUCAGGACGAUUUACACGUUUCAAGUGGUAUUGAAAGCCACGCUAAUGGAUAUGUAAUGAACAUAUCUGUUAUUAAUACAGUAAUGA